GAUAAACAAAAGGGCAGCAAAUGUUAAUGUCGCUGUUAAGAAUAAAACAGCUGACAGCAUUUCUGUGUGUACAGAAUUCGUGAACAAGAGAAAAGUUGUAUGAACACCGCUUUUGACCAGCAGAACGAACACGCUUAAUAAAUAACACAAAAUAGUUGUAUGUAUAAAAAAUAUAUAUGCUAAGGGCGUUGAUUGUAUGCGAAACUCGCUUCAUAGAUUCGCAGAAUAUUGUUCAAAAUGAGUACAACGCGUCCCUUCUGUUUCGUUUGUGGGAAGAUGAAGUCUGUUGGCGUCUUUCAGCUCAUCGAAGGCUGCAUCGUACCUGGCACAUUUAAGCCCAUUAAGGACAUACUGAAAUACUUCGAAAAGGUUAUCAAUCAACGCUUGGAUCUGACGCCAACAUCGGCUGCUUGUAAUGAUUGCCUCGAAUAUUUGUUCAAUUAUGACCGGCUGGUUCGAAAUCUAAGUCAAGUUCAGCGACAAAUUGCAAACUCGUUGCUAAAUUGUCGCAAAAGGAAAGCGGCGAUUUUGCAGACUAGAAAAGAUGCCAUAAAACCAAGAUUGCAUGAAAUGCGUACAAGAAUCUCGGAUAACGAGUCGAAAAUCGUUAAAGAGGAACCAGAAGAAUACGCGUCCUGCGAAGAGCCACAGGCAGAAUGCCAAUUUAGCGAGAGCGAAGAGAGCAUGGACGAUUCGGAUGGGGAAGAUAAUCUAGAUAUUCCAUGUCACAUAUGCGGCGAAUUGUUCGCAAAUCAGGAUUCCCUCGAAAGGCACAUUAAAACGGACAACUGCCAAAAGAACGAAUUUGCCACCUGCAACAUAUGCGGCAUUAAAGUUAAAAAUGAUGAAGUCCUCGAUCUCCACAUGAACCUGCAUGAGGGCAAAACCGAGCUGGAGUGCCGCUACUGUACGAAAAAGUUUUCGCACAAACGCAACGUUCUGCGCCACAUGGAGGUGCAUUGGGACAAAAAGAAAUAUCAAUGCGAGAAAUGUGGCGAACGCUUCUCAUUGUCCUGGCUAAUGUACAAUCACCUAAUGCGCCACGAUGCCGAGGAGCAUGCCCUCAUCUGUGAGGUCUGCCAUCAGCAGUUCAAAACGAAGCGCACCUACAAACAUCAUCUGCGCACCCAUCAAACAGAUCGGCCGCGCUAUCCAUGCACAGACUGCGAAAAGUCCUUUGUGGACAAAUAUACAUUGAAAGUGCACAAGCGCGUGCACCUGCCAGUCGAGGCAACACAGUCUGCAACAGAAAGUCACACAAUCAACCAAACAACCUAAUAAUGUACAUUUCAGUUGCUUCGUUUCAACUAGAAAGCAAAUAUGUAUGGUUUAAAAAAAUAUAUAUAUAUAUAGGUUAUUAAAUAUGCUGCACUUGUAAUGUGUCUAAAGAACAUAACAACAUAAGCUGCUUAAGAAAUAAUCUGUAUAAAGACCUUUUUUAGCUAAUAAUAUUUAUACCUAAAUUACAACGUUCGUGUGAACGAGCAUAUAGCUUGAA
Molecule: messenger RNA, 1498 nt
Organism: Drosophila virilis
Lineage: Eukaryota; Metazoa; Arthropoda; Insecta; Diptera; Drosophilidae
Gene: Sry-beta
Product: Serendipity beta
Biological process (GO): regulation of transcription by RNA polymerase II
Cellular component (GO): nucleus
Molecular function (GO): RNA polymerase II transcription regulatory region sequence-specific DNA binding; DNA-binding transcription factor activity, RNA polymerase II-specific
Source: RefSeq, a predicted model, not a curated record